UAUGAUGAAUUGUAAAUUUCUCAAAUCUUGUUACGAAAAGUAUUUUCAUUAAAAAAAUCAAGCCGAACAGGUCUGAGUUUGAUAACGGAGUAUUGAUCCUUUUUCUCUGCACAGACAGUCUGCAGACCGGAUAGAAUGGGUCGCCUGCAGCCGCCGUGCCGUUCCACCGUCCUGCAUGUCUGUUCCUGACGGCAGAACUCAAGAACGGACUUGUCCUGUUUGUGUGAAACUGGGUUCUUCCUGGAAGGAACAAUGCAGUUUUUCAGGACAAACGCAACAGCAGGAGGAUUCAAAAGACACGGAAAUUAGAGUUCCUGCAGAGCUGCUCCAGUUUAUUUUUUGCCUUUUCUUUGCCGUAUUUGUAUAAAAUUCAAAUCUAGAGCCAAAAAGCUGCUUUAGAAACUUUAAAAAUCACAUCUAACAUUAAACUGAGUGAGUUGUAUUUAUUCUAUUGUCAAGUUCAGAUUCAUUUCCAUUUUUAGUUUUUUCCCAACAUUUAGUUUCAGAAAAGCUUCAGAAAACUGAUAAAUAUGUGAGCCCAGAUCAGUACACUUUCACCACCAUGCUUGACAGAGUUCAUUAUCUAUCGUUCUAAUGGACCUAAACACAAAGACCAGUUUAAUUUUUGAUUGUUUGAUUUUACAAAUCCUUUAUCCAGCAGUCUGAUAAACAACUUCUGAUUGGCUGAUUUACAAUGAGGAGGAGGAUGAAGAUACCAGAGACCCGCAGACUCUGAGACGAAGAUUUCUCUACAGUGUGACGGAGAACAGCAGGAGAACUUCAUUUGGAGUUCUGUUCUCCUCUGACUCACUUUGAAGUCCAAAGGGUUGAAAAGUUUGAACAAUCCUUCACACUGUUGUGUCGGCCUGGGUCGUCUUAUUGAUGGUGCCUUUUCCUGAAUGUCCCUGAAUGCUGCAGAACUUCUUCAAAAAUGUUUCACUUCAUCAGCCAAAAUCUGCACUCUCUGCAUUAGAACUCACUUUGUCUAGAACAUCAAAUAAAAAAAUAAAUAAAAAAACGACCUGUCUUUAAAGAUAAUGUUGCUACUCUAAAGUUGUUUUAUUUGGUCAAAGUUUCUUGUUAAAUAUUAAGUAGACGUCACUUGAAUUACAAGUAUGACUUAAAAAUACAUUUUAAAAGUAUGCCAUAUUCCAAAUAAAGAAAAAAUAUCCAAAUCUAUUUUUUUUAGCAAAGUCCAAAAAGGAGAAAAAUGAUAUUGUCAGUGUGUAUGGAGCUGUGAAAAAAAAACAUUCCUCUAAUAUUUUUCCAUAAAAGGAUUUUUCUGAUUAAAGAUUGUUUGUCUAAAGUCAGGCACUGGAUUUUUCCACAACCCCUGAAGGCGGCAGCGCGCAGACGUGGCCGUGCUGCAGCUGCUGCGUUGCGUUCAAGUGACGCAGAGUCCCGUCUGGAGUGCAGAGGACGAAGUUUCUCUAAACUGCAGCCCGAGCGCUGCGGCCGAAACGCAUCAAUGGCGACUCCCGGUCCUAACGGCAGCUCGGCGAUCUCCGGCGGCGUGGUGGGAUCCACGUCGCACCACUUCCACCAGCAGACGCAGGGCAGCAGCAUGCAAGAAACCAACACCUGCUGGAGAUGUCAAAAUGAAACAGGGUUUCAGAUAAGCCUGUCUGGACUUCCCCAAAGCAAACGCAAAGCUCUCAAGCUAAACUUUGCCAGUCCUCCUGUGAAGCCAACAUCGCGGCUCCCGCUCCAGCCCACAGCUCCAUCUUUCCAGAACCCUCACAUAGAACGUCUUCGGACACACAGUAUCGAGUCGUCUGGAAAGCUGAAGUUCUCUCCUGAGCAGUACUGUGACUUCACAGCAGAGGAUCUGAGAGACCUUGGGGAGAUUGGGCGCGGGGCGUACGGCUCAGUCAACAAGAUGGUCCAUAAACCCACCGGUCAGAUCAUGGCUGUGAAGAGAAUUCGCUCCACCGUAGAGGAGAAGGAGCAGAAGCAGCUGCUGAUGGAUCUGGAUGUGGUGAUGAGGAGUAGUGACUGUCUUUACAUUGUCCAGUUUUACGGCGCCCUCUUCAGGGAGGGGGACUGCUGGAUCUGUAUGGAGCUGAUGUCUACUUCAUUAGACAAAUUCUACAAAUAUGUAUAUUGUGCGCUAGAUGACGUCAUUCCAGAGGAAAUAUUAGGCAAAAUAACAUUAGCAACGGUCAAAGCACUGAACCACUUGAAAGAAAACUUGAAAAUAAUCCACAGGGACAUUAAACCUUCCAACAUUCUCAUGGAUCGAAGGGGUAACAUCAAACUCUGUGACUUUGGCAUCAGCGGUCAGCUGGUGGACUCCAUAGCCAAGACCAGGGAUGCAGGCUGCCGGCCGUACAUGGCGCCUGAAAGGAUAGAUCCAAGCGCUUCCAGACAGGGCUACGAUGUGCGAUCCGACGUUUGGAGUUUAGGAAUCACGCUGUAUGAGCUGGCCACAGGACGGUUCCCUUACCCCAAAUGGAACAGUGUUUUCGAUCAGCUCACUCAAGUGGUCAAAGGAGAGCCCCCCCAGCUCAGUAACUCAGAGGAGAGGCAGUUCUCCCCCAAGUUCAUCAACUUUGUCAACCUCUGCCUUACAAAGGAUGAAUCAAAAAGGCCAAAGUACAGGGAGCUUCUGAAACACUCCUUCAUUCUGAUGUACGAGGAGCGCUUUGUGGACGUCGCCAGCUACGUGUGCCGCAUCCUGGAUCAGAUCCCCGCCUCUCCCGUCUCACCUAUGUAUGUUGACUGAUGCCCGGGGGGAAGGGGCAGGGUGGCGUGGGGGUCGCUCUGAGUGCAGUGAUUGGUUGGGACACUAAGCUUUGGGAUGCUCGUCCAACAUUGCUUGCUGAGGGGAGGGGGGGGGGGGGGGGGUCCAAAAACCACAAAAUAUUUUAAGCCAGAAGAACUUGAGGACGUUACGCUCUCUUAGCAAAAUGCAACGCCUCCUUUUGCCUGACCGAAGGAGGAACACGUAAAUACUUGAAAUCACACACACACAAAAAAAAACAGUCUACCAAAUAAAAUGUUGUAAAACGCGCAAGCCUUUAGAACAAAACAGCCUGACUGUCAUUUCAUCGUGUGUGUUCACCAUGCAGACAUACUCUCACAUGUGUUGAACUAGAGGAGACUUUGGGGGCGUGGCUUAACCUCCUUAUUUGGCCUCUUCUUGCCCUGAAUAUGCAAUCUGUUGGAGCUCAGUUUAACUGUUUGUUGGACAAUCCAUGCUCUGGUGCUGACCUCAGCGCGUUUUUUCCACCUGUUGGUAUUUAGUCACAAAACUAAGCAUGAUGGUGAAGCAAAAACACGACUCGUUCAGGCUUCCAGCUGCUAGAAUCUCACUGGCGUUCGUUGAAACCGAUCUAUGAGGAUGUUUCCGACUUGGUCGAUGUUUGGCUGAACGGGACAGCUGAAGACGAGCUGAGCAGCCUGAAGCCCCUUUUGCACAGUUGUCUGCUUUAGUCUUCCUGCCACAUUGAGUUUGUAGAGCCCUCGGAGUGAAAAACCUUUGAAGUGUUAGACGUGCGGCAGAAAAUUACCACUCAUAAGAAGUUUCUGUUACUGGACACUGCAGAAAAGAUGCUGUGUGCCGUCGAUGCCACGAAGACUUUCCUGGCACGUUUACACCGGGGCUCACAAACUAGCGUUUUGGGCUUCCACAUUCAAACCUCGUUUUCACGAGUUGCAGGUUUUUAGGUACAUUUUUGGGCUCCAUGUACAAAACACACGGUCCUCGAAUGAAAGUUAAACCAGUUGAACUUUGACCAAUCAGAGACUCGGAUUUGGUUGUGAUGUACGGAUGCCGUCAUUUUCAAAACACAGAAGUGCCAAAAACGCUAAGAACCCAAGUUUGGACUGACUUGAAGGUGCUGCACUGCUGGAGAACUUUUUGCCAUAAUUCACCUCAUCAAUAGGCCAGAAACACAUAGACGUGUUUGAUUCUCUUAUUUUUAUUUUUCAACUUUUCUAUUAAUUUGUUUUUGAUUUGCAUUUAAAAUCUGAAACGAAAGCCAAAUAAAGUCACUUUUACUGUUAAAGCCAUAUUUUUCUUUUUCUUGAAAGCUGCCUAGCAGUUGCUCAAACGGAGAAACGACACGAAACAAGGAAAGAAUUGUCUGCAACAUUUGAAGCAACUGUUUGAUUUAGCACAGGAUUGUCUGUCAAAGCAGGGCCACAUGGCGGUUACGGCGUUCUGUCCGCCACUUCUGGAGGCGCUGCAGAGAUGAGACACAGCAAACAGUAAAGGAGGCAGAAGGAGGCGACUGUGUGGAAGGGCUCAAACUUAUCCACUCUGUUCGUGGGGAUUUGACUUAAAGGAUCUUCUAGUGUCUUCACCAAAACUAAAUACUUUUAAAGAGCAGUUCUGUUUGAGUUCAACAUCAAAAUUCAAGUAUUUUGGCCCCUGUUUACAGACAGCUAAAGGUGAUAAAAUGUUUUUACUACUUUACAAAAUAAAAAUAAAAAAAACCUAUUAUAUAUUUGUAAAAUAUUGUUUUUCAAAAGACUAUAUAAUAAAUUAAGGGUAUAAAAACAUUUUUUUAAACUACAUUUUUAUCUUUUGCCAUUCUUUGAACAUAUUUAACACUAGAGUUCAUUUAAAGUGACAGAAUUUGACCUAAUGAAACUUUUAAACAGUUUCAAUUAAAUGUGGACUAACCAAAGUAAUUUUUUUAGCUUUGAUGGAACUCAAGUUAGUUUUACUUUUAUUUUGUUUUAAAAACUUAUUGGAAUUAGUUUUUUGAUUGAGAUUUCAUUUCUGUAAAAGAAGCAGUUUAGUUUUGUGACUAAGGCAAAGCGAACAAACGCCAGAGGGACGAGCGCCUCGUCAUCUGAUGGUCAUUUUCUUUAUUUUUAUGUAAAUGUUACAAUAAAAAUCCAUCUAAGCUGCUGCUCUUGAUGUUCUCAGAAGUUGCUCCUGGUUUGUAAAGGUGUUGCUCAGGUGGAGGGGUGAACCUUCUUCCUCUGUGACAUCACCGCACAGUUUGAGUGAGCAGUUUUUCCAUAGUUUUAAAACCAACAGGCUCCACCGCCGUACGCCACAUGAAAAAUGGAAAUCUCUGCUCACACUGAGCAUGCUCCAGUUUUUCAACACCCGACUCAUAUCUGCCUCCAUGUUGAACAGGUCACUGUUGCCAAAUGCACUAAAGGUGUCAGUGAGGUUUCUUGGUUUGAUCACUGACUGUAUAUGAGAACUGGACUGAGUGACCCCUCCCCCCGGCGUUCCAAACAGGAAGCACAAGGGGUUAUAAGAAGCCAAAUCCCAUAGACUUCUAUUGGAAACAAACAGCUUCUACUCAGUCAUUCUGUGAGAAUAAUCGUCUUCCACUUUUUUUUUCAACAUGUUCAGGAUAAUCAACAUUUUUGUCAUGCUUUUAUCUGUAGUUCGUCAUAAGAUGGUCAAUCAGACACUUCAAUAAAAAGAUGAUGUCUCACGUUGAAUGUUCUAGACGUUUGAUAGAUUUCAUGUAGCCCGCUUUCAGUGGUAGGGGUGUGGCCUUCCAACAAGCCCUCACCUGAUAGGUGAGAGCGGUUGCCAUAGAAACGUUGACAGAAUUUAGACUAAUCACUGCUCACAGAUGUCGUCGCGAAAAAAAACGGACUAAAUUGACUCUCGUUGGAUCCAGGAGUACAUCAUUUUCUAUGGGUGACGUCACAGUCGGUCCAGUUCUAAUAUUCAGUCAAUAGGUUUGACUGUCGGUAAGCCACGCCCACCAGAGACAUUUGUAGGGACAUUGGUGUUUGAGUGCAAACGACUGUUUUCAUUGAGCUGCUUUAUGAACAGCAGUUUUUAAAGACAAGGUCACGCAUGAACUGAUUGCAUGAAAGAUGCACCAAAAGUGAGCAAACUCCAGAUUAUGGGAUGGAAAGCUUUUGUCUACAGGUCAAAAGGCCACACACUGCUAAAGUUGACUUGAUGUUACACGUGGCUACUUUGAUGUGGUUACUGAGGGCUCGAUUUUGGAGCGAUAUUGUAUGCAGUUGUAUAUUUGAAAGAAUGUCAUUGAAUAUUUUUAAUAAUCCCAUUAAAAGAAUUUGUAGAAGUUGAUGUUCAUUGCGAUCCAAAAUGGAAAAUGGUCAUUUUUCCGAGGGGUGGGGGUCUCCAUUGCCUGAAAGGUCUCCAUGUCUGAUCACAUCAUGUUUGAAGAAACUUUACUUCCAUCUGGAAAACACCAGUUUCCAGAGUCCGUGUUGUAUAAAUUGCAAAAUAUUAGAAUGUUCAUAUUAGAAUAAGAUAAUAUUAAGGCGCAAUGAAUAAUAAUUGUAUGUUUAUCAAGGGUUACAAAUAAAGUUCCCAUGAAAGAAGA
Molecule: messenger RNA, 6278 nt
Organism: Oryzias latipes (Japanese medaka)
Lineage: Eukaryota; Metazoa; Chordata; Actinopteri; Beloniformes; Adrianichthyidae
Gene: map2k4b
Product: mitogen-activated protein kinase kinase 4b
Biological process (GO): MAPK cascade; protein phosphorylation
Molecular function (GO): JUN kinase kinase activity; ATP binding
Source: RefSeq, a predicted model, not a curated record